Prorocentrum cordatum is the source of this 1903-nucleotide messenger RNA. The record is from the annotation of a GenBank genome assembly. Lineage: Eukaryota; Dinophyceae; Prorocentrales; Prorocentraceae.
AGCCAUUUUGGUUCAAGCCACUUACACAGCCAGGAAACAGUUAUAACAAAAUCGAGAAGACGAUCAUCGCGAAUGAUCUGCAGACGGCAACGUUCAGAGAGGAUCAUUGAGCAGCGCCCGUGGGCACGCACCCGUUGGCAGCGCCCGUGGGCGCGCACCAUGGGCCAGGCCAUUGAUAUGCCACACUUUGGCUUGCGCGCCCAGUGGCAACAUUGGGGGUCGGACGCCACUUAAUGCCCGGAUGCUCCUCCAAGUUCAUCCUUCACAGGGCCGCUGGCGUUGGCGGUUCCACGUUCUGCCUUGCGGUUUCAUUCCCACCAGUCGGAUGGCUAACAUGCAGCGCGCAAUGCAGACGAUACGUUUUCCCGUAACGUUGACAGGCGGACGUCACUUGAUGCGACGGUCCCCGCCUUGUCUGACUCAACAUCUUUUCGGCUUCCAUCCCUGUGCCAUUUUUGUUUAAACUUUUUCACGGGGAUGUAGGGCUCAAGAUUUCACCCCGCAGCAUGCUCGAAUCUUGAUUCAGCAAUGGUGUACGGUUCCUUGCUCGUCGCCCUGUUCGCGGCCCCGGCGUCCGGGCUGGCGGCGGAGCGACUGCCGCAAUCUUGCUUGGAGCGCGCCUCGCUGAUGCGCCCGUGUUGAAGCGCAACGCGCGCCGUAUUCAAAAUGUCCGCGUUAGUGCGCUGCGUGUUGGCUUGGCACGUGCUCGCCCGCAUUUUGGCGAACGCAUCGCAGCAGGCCUACGUUUUCAGUCUACGUGUUGAGCUCCGUGUCGACACGCUCGUGCUGCUUGUUGCGUAUCGGGGCAGCUAAGGCGCCCCGUCAAAGGGCGCCUUCCAGCACGCCCCCCAGUCGGAACCGCAGGCGCCUGCCUGAGGAGAGGCCCGGCUGACGGACUUCGUUCCCUGGACGGCGGAAUUGUCGAACCAGGCGUCGAUCGAGCGGCGCAUCUCCAAAUUGAAGACGUUCGACAUGAAGAUCGGCAACAAGCAGAACGUCAAGUUCACGAGCAAAGAGGGUCUGACAAUUUUUUCGCGCUUGUUCAGCGGAGCGCCCAGCGGGACCGCGCGCGCACGGAUUCUUCCUGGAGAUGGGCGCCUUCAAUGGGCUCGCGGAGUCCAACUCAGUCUUCUUCGAGUGUUGCCUGGGCUGGACGGGCUUGGGGAGGGCAUCCCCGAUCAUUACAAAGUCAUGGUCGAGAACAGCACGAGGCCGCCAACGCACAAACUCAACGUCGCCCCAUCUUGUGCGUCCGACAAGGAGCAGGUGCAAUUCGUCUUUGGGCUGACUGAUUCGGGGCUGGGUGACCUUGCUGGCUCCAACCCUGCGAAGGAUGUCGCCGACCUGCACUGCGGGCCGCUUUCCCUGUACCUGCGCGACCCCAACAUCACCCACAUCGAUGUCUUCUCCCUGGGCGUGGGGGGCGCAGAGCUCCUGGUGCUUAAGACGGUCGAUUUCAGUAAGGUCAGAAUCCCCGUGGUCAUGGUGGAGUCAUUUGGCAGGGGCUACCAGGCGAUCUACCCCAAGCGCAAGGCCUUUCGCGAGCUUGUGGUUUCCAGCGGAUACAGGCUGGAUGCUGGAUUGGGCGGCGCCUGACGCCUGGUGGGUGACGCCUGACGCCGGGAUGCGUCGGACGCUGCAUCUGCAGUCAGCCUGGCCCUGUGCGAGACUAAGGGAUAGUGGGGGACGGUGGCGUUUGGUCGCGCAGCUCUCACCCUGUCCAGCUUGCUGCAGGUGCCCAGUUGUGAAAUUAAAAGCAAUAUGCUGUGAGUGGCCCCGCUGGCUCUCUGCUUGAUUAACGUUUCCCUCUCGUCGUUGUUUCGACGACGCGGGGGGCUAAGCGCGCGCGUGCAUUCUAAGGCUUGCGAGAAAGGAUUCGUUUUCAAAAGGCGAGGGCGAGCAG